GCGUUCCUGAGCGUCUCCUGCUUUAAAGCUGAAGUGAAGGACACCGACAGGAAGGGCAGACAUCCAGUACAUGCUCUGACACAGCAGCUAGCGGAAGCUGAGCUGGACUGACGGUAGCUAAUGAGUGGAGAGGCUGCUAAGAGAUGCAGGCAGGUUUCGAUAGGCCUGUAAGCCAACAGCAGGCGGCUUUCACUGAGGCUCACUUUUCUUACCGCAUGCGGUGACUGAGGCCUUCAGGCUCAGUGGAUCUGGCAGCAGCAGCAGCAGGCGUCUGGCUUGAUGAAGGAUGAAGAGCCCGGUGCACAGAUGCAGGGAUGUGGAGCACGGCCGUGGGCAGGGCACGGGGGGGGCUGGGACCACCUGCCUGCAGGCCGAGCAGCGCAUCCCCAUCUCCAAAGACGUCAUCACCUCCUCUGCUGCCUCGGCCAUGUGGUUCAUCAGGGACGCCUGCGGCAUCGUGUGCGCCGUCAUCACCUGGAUGCUGGUGCUGUAUGCAGAGUUCGUGGUGCUGUUUGUGAUGCUGCUGCCCUCCAAGAAUCUGAUGUACAGCAUUGUGAACGGGACUCUGUUCAACAUUCUGGCCUUCCUUGCCCUCGCUUCACACCUCAGGGCCAUGUGCACUGACCCUGGUGCAGUGCCAAAAGGGAAUGCUACUAAGGAAUACAUAGAAAGCCUUCAGCUGAAACCAGGGCAGGUGGUCUACAAAUGCCCCAAGUGCUGCAGCAUCAAGCCUGACCGAGCUCACCACUGCAGUGUUUGCAAACGCUGCAUACGUAAGAUGGACCACCAUUGCCCCUGGGUCAAUAAUUGUGUUGGGGAGAACAACCAAAAGUACUUUGUGCUUUUUACAAUGUACAUUGCACUGAUCUCCCUCCACUGUCUGGUCAUGGUGGUCUUCCAUUUCCUCUACUGCUUUGAAGAUGAUUGGACAAAGUGCAGUUCCUUCUCUCCUCCAGCCACAGUCAUCCUCCUUAUACUCCUGUGCUUUGAGGGUCUCCUCUUCCUCAUCUUCACCUCUGUGAUGUUCGGCACCCAAGUCCACUCCAUCUGUACGGACGAGACUGGCAUCGAGCGUCUGAAGGGAGAGACGGGGAAGUGGGGGAAGGUUCCGUGUAGGGAGGCCAUGCAGAUGGCGUUUGGCGGCCCCUUCUCUCUGUCCUGGUGCAGUCCCUUCGCAGGGCUGAGCUGCACACGGAGCCCUGCCGAGCACACCCCCCUCCCCCAGGGGGACAUCAUCGAGGAGGACGUCAUAGAGAUACCGUUUACCUAGCCCCGCCUGGGCUCAGGAAGACAUUUUAUUUUUCAGUCUUGGAGGUUUCUCUACAUGGACUUGGCUUUCUAAUGGGAUGCACCAACUCCAGCUUUACCCUAAAACUCAAUGAUUGCAAGCCAGGCGAAAACGCAGGAAAAGCUCUUUUGUUGCAUUCAUAAUCCCCCGGUAAUGAGCCCAGUGUCGGGGGAUUUCUGUCACAGGUGCAAUCAUUUGUGAAACCUCUGUGUACUUUGCGCCCUCUUCCACAAUUUACCAACUUUCCAAAACAUCUGGUCCCAUCUGCGCUGAAUCCAAGUACACUAUGUCCCCCAUAAGACCCAACAGGGCUUUAUAAAUAGAAAGAAACCACUUGGAUUUUAUUUAUGUUUUUAUUUUUAAAGAUUUUAUGUUAUAUCACAUGUAAAACUUCCAUGUUCUUGUACAGAACAGUUGCCUUUUGUUAAUACUUUUACCAAACUAGCAGUGCAGAAUGUUCUUGCACACACCCUAACCUGCAGUAUUUUCCUGAAAGCAUUGUGUAAUUACAGUAGUAUAACUCUGCCAGGUGUCUGACUCCAAACAUAUUUUCUAUCUAAAAUUAUUAGUUGCAUAAUAUACCAAUUUAUUUUUUAUUUGUGUAGAUAAAUAUAUAUAUAUAUUACAGUAUACUCUGGCUCUACAGGCUGCUUUCUCUCUCUGCUUGCUGAGCACCAGCUGAGCGUUUCAUGUUCAUAAGAGGCAGACCACUUGGCAUUAGCUCGGAAAAUCGAAAGACCAUCAGGAAUAUGCUCAGCUGUGUGAGUGGUUCUAGAUCUUUGGAGCCAUACCAAAUAAUUAUUAGCUACAUUAAAAAAACUAACUUUGGCCAAAAAAACGUACUGCCAUUUGUUCAGCUGUGUAUUGAGUUAUGUUAGCUGUAAGCGCUCAGCCAAACACACCACCCUAACUGUCCAAACUUAGACCCAGCAGCAGGAUGAGGGUGGUGGUCAGUCAGUGGCUAAUGACAGUAUUAGGUUCUUUAAAACUUGUGAUUCACCUUAACCCGGGAAGUCCUUAAGCAUAGACAUAAAUUAACACCAAGAAUAUAAGGCUUAUUUGUCCAGCAUUAUGCAACAUUAGUUGUGGACAAACAGUGAUGCACACACGGCUGACUGCAGGAUCCCCUGGCCAAGAUACAGAAAGUGGUUGCAGAACCGAGUACUGACACCUUCCAGCUCCUCCUCUCCAAAGCCUUUCUGAUCUGAGAGGAUGAAGGACUUUCAAAGGUCCAUUGUGUAGGGUUUAGUGGGAUCUAAUGCUGAGGUGGGUGAUUGCAACCAACUGAAUGAAUUUAACUUUGUGCCUUAAAUGUAUUGACAAGCAAAUAUAACAGUGUUGGGAGAAACACUUUAUAUUAAUGUUUAAUAACUCAUGUGUCCAGUUCUGCUGUCUGUUUCUGGAUAUGCCAUUUUCAGUGAAUGACUUCAUGUGGAUGAGAUCAUUGUGUCGUUGAGUAAACAGCAGAAUAAGGGCUUUUAACUGUUAAACGGGUGCUGGGUGUCAUGGGACCAUUUUUCAAACUGUGUGAUCAUUGUGUGUUUUUUUUAAAUUAUUUUAAAAGGAAUCUAUUAUAUGUAUCUGUACAUUAUACCAUACUGUUUGUAAGCAUUUAAUAUUUUUUUACAGACUCACCCUCAGUUUUACAUGAGAUAAAAAAGUAUUUACAAUAAAAUGGGAAAAUGGAC
Trematomus bernacchii (emerald rockcod) is the source of this 2976-nucleotide messenger RNA. Its product is annotated as palmitoyltransferase ZDHHC3-like. Gene Ontology annotation, biological process: peptidyl-L-cysteine S-palmitoylation; protein targeting to membrane. Gene Ontology annotation, cellular component: Golgi apparatus; endoplasmic reticulum. The transcript is spliced from 7 exons. Gene Ontology annotation, molecular function: protein-cysteine S-palmitoyltransferase activity. The coding region runs from base 287 to 1270 and encodes 327 amino acids. The record is from RefSeq and is a predicted model, not a curated record. Lineage: Eukaryota; Metazoa; Chordata; Actinopteri; Perciformes; Nototheniidae.